UGGAGAAGCGCAUGCGCUGCCCAGCACUGCUUCCAGAAAUCUGAUGGUCAGGACUUGAGAACCCGGCCGGCUCCCAAGUAACUUUUACAAGAGUAAACUAACAGCCCGAUGGCUACUUCUUAAACGCCGGGCGUCACGGUCAGUGUGCAUCGCGUCCUCUCCUCUCCUGGUGCUGUCAGCACUAAGCAUGCGGCGACAUUAAAAGGGCAAUGUCUUCCCAGCGAGGGCCAGCGCCGGGCUUCGGAAACCGCAGGGGCUUUCUUCCUGGGCUUCUCGGCGUCCGAGGAUGAGCUACGGGGUCUCGGCCAACUCGCAGCUGCUGUUCCGCGCCUGCGAUGAGGGCGACUACGGGAGCGCCCGGCGCGUCCUGGAGCCCGGGGCGGGCUCGGAGGGCGGCGCGGACACCGCCCCGGGGGAGCUGGCGCUCGUCCCCGUGGACUGCGCGGACGAGCAGGGCAACACGGCGCUCCAGUUCGCCGCCGCCAGCGGACACGAGCACCUGGUCCGGUUCUUGCUGCGGAAGGGGGCCUCGGUGGACAGCCGGAACCACUACGGCUGGACUCCGCUGAUGCAGGCUGCGAGGUUUGGGCACCUGAGCGUCGCCCACAUCCUGCUGGAAAACGGAGCGGAGAUCAACGGCAGGAACAGGAUGGGGGCCAGCGUGCUGACGAUGGCCGCGAGGGGGGGGCACGCCAGCGUGGUGGGGCUCCUGGUGGAGGGCGGCGCCUUCGUGGACGACUACGACCCCCUGGAGGUGCCCGGGGCGAACGGCAACAACAACAACAACAGCAACAACGGCGGGGGCGGGGCGGGCGAGCCGCCGGAGGCCGAGGCGGCGGCUGCACAGGGUGGGCCGGUCAGGGGCAGGGCGGGAGCCAUGGACUCGGACCAGCAGCCAGACAGGGCCGAGAAGCCCGGCGCGCCCGGGGCCGCCUUCAGGAUGCCGUUCGCUGAAUACAAGAAGACUUCUAACCUGCUUGUUCUGCACAUGCAGAAAAUGGAGGAAAUGGGCCUCCGGGCCACGGGCUGGCGCCCCCUGAUGGCGGCGGUGCUGAGCGGCAAGGUGGGCGUGGCCCGGCAGCUGGUGGAGCGCGGCGCGGACCCCGACCACGUCAACGCGCUGGCCAGGACGGCCUUCGAGCUGGCGCUGCAGCUCAAGCAGAAGGGCCUGCAGUGCUACCUGGACGCCAUCACCACCGUGCGGCCCCAGCCAGAUGAUGAGAAAAGAAGACCGGAUGUCUUCAGUGCACUGAAGUUAGGAAAUCCCCAGCUGGUGAGGGAGAUCCUGGACGAAGACCCCAGUCAGGUGCACAUGUCCAACGCGGACGGCGCCUCGGCCCUGAUGAUCGCCGCGGUCAGCGGACAGCUGGACGUGGUCCAGCUGCUCGUGGAGAGAAGCGCCGGCAUCGACAAGCAGGACAGCGUCCAUGGGUGGACCGCCCUGAUGCAGGCUACUUACCACGGAAAUAAAGAUGUUGUGAAGUAUCUGUUAAACCAAGGAGCCGAUGUCAAUCUGCGUGCCAAAAAUGGAUAUACAGCCUUUGAUCUCGUUAUGCUGCUAAAUGAUCCAGACACGGAGCUCGUGCGACUGCUGGCCUCUGUUUGCAUGCAGGUUGACAAAGACAAGAACAAACAGAGGAACAGAGCCACCCUGAAGCGCUCGAAGAGCAGGCAGUCCCUGAAUGUCCCCGUCCCACCUGAUGAUAAAGGGGGCUUGAAGUCCUGGUGGAGCAGGAUGUCCAACAGGUUCCGCAAGCUGAAGCUGACGCACACGCUGCGGCACGGCUUCUCCACGGGCCGCCUGGCCCCCCUGCCAGACGGCGUGGACGUGGCGCUGGACUGCACCAUGAAGGCCGGCCCCAGGAGCGGCGAGGCCAGCGGCGCCGCGGGCGCGGGGACCCCCGAGACGAGCACGGCCUGGGCGGCGAAAGGCAAGGACAGCGGACUUAGCAGUGCUGGUACAGAGAAAGACGACACUCUGAUCACGACCAUGCUGAGGAACGGCGCCCCCUCCACCCACCUGCCCAGCGACAAGCUGAAGGCCGUCAUCCCCCCGUUCCUGCCCCCCUCGAACUUCGAGCUGCGCAGCGCGGACCGCUCUCGGGCCGGCCGGGAGGGCAAGGCGGAGCAGGCCCGGCAGCCCAUGCCCCCGCGCCCCGCCAAGGCCUCCUUCAACAGCAGCGGCAACUCCGACAUCACGUCCGUCAGUCGUGUCGCCGCCCGGUCCGUCAAGUUUCCCAGCAUUACCAAGAGCCCCACGUCCCCCUCCAACUCGGGCUCCUUCAGCUAUUCCCCCCACUCCUCCGGGGGCGCCGGCGGGGUGGUGGGGUCCAACAGGCACGGGGUAGACCCUCACAAUCGCUCAGGUGGCAGUUCCGACAGCGUUCUCUCCCAGAUCGCGGCGCAGAGGAAGAAGGUUGCUGGCUUGCUGGAGCAGAAGCCCCAGCCGUCGGACAGCCAGGCCCCAGCAGUGCCGGACAUCACCCUCCCCGACAUCCACAGCACUUCCUGUCUAGUGGUCAGCGGCGCUCAAGGCAAGAAGAAAGCGGAGGCAAAGAAGAGGCCCCCGUCGGGGAAUUCGUCCACCUCCAAGAGCACCUCCCCGACGCUGACGCCCUCGCCCUCGCCCACGCUGAAAGGCCCGCAGGCCGACGCCCUCUCCUCCCUCUCCUCGCACCCGCGCUCGCAGAGCAGCGGAGGCUCCAGCAGCGGCACGGUCACGGACGAGGACGAGCUCUCUGGCAUCCUGAAGAAACUGUCCCUUGAGAAGUACCAGCCCAUAUUUGAGGAACAGGAGGUGGACAUGGAAGCCUUUCUCACCCUGACCGACGGAGACCUCAAGGAGCUGGGCAUUAAGACAGAUGGGCCCAGGCAGCAAAUCCUGGCUGCCAUUUCCGAGCUGAACGCCGGAAAGGGCCGGGAGCGACAGCUCCUCCAGGAAACGAUUCACAACUUCCAGUCGUCGUUUGGCAGCAGUGCCAGUAACCCUCGGCCCCCUGGGUAUCCACGCUCUCCAGGUGCGACUUCCCUGGAAGGAGAGCGUGGAGAAGGUGCUGUAGGACAGGAUGGGGUUUUCUCUCUUCAUCGAGGUUCUGAAAACAAUCGCGGUGAGCGGCACAGGAAAGACUCUGACAUGUUUCCGACCUGGCUUGGCCCACUACUGCUGGGAAGCAGUUCUUACGUAAUGGGGGAAAUGGAAGAGGAGACGACAUGAAGGAUGUUUGUGAAAUGUUGCAGAUGUGGGGCAGAGGUUGUGUGCUUUUGUCGGCAUGUCUUCACCGGCCUCUCAUCUGUACAGCACCACCAGCCCCGGUGCCAGCCCUGCGUCUGUCAGACCGCUGGCACAAGUCUCCUGAUCCACAUGGGUCCUGCUCAGCCCUGCCAGCAGAGAGGAUCACUCUGAGGACUGUAGAGAAAGUGUCCCGUGUUCAUAUGGGAAAUGUGUGCAUUUACACUCCAGUAUUCUGUUAUUUGAAGAAACCAGAUGUGUAAAAGAGGUGUUUCUUUUGUGAUAAUGUACUGUACAUUAUAAAUUAUUCCUGCAAAUUUAUUAAAGAAUGAGAUGUAAA
Lepisosteus oculatus (spotted gar) is the source of this 3569-nucleotide messenger RNA. Lineage: Eukaryota; Metazoa; Chordata; Actinopteri; Semionotiformes; Lepisosteidae. The record is from RefSeq and is a predicted model, not a curated record.